Molecule: messenger RNA, 3313 nt
Organism: Vespula vulgaris
Lineage: Eukaryota; Metazoa; Arthropoda; Insecta; Hymenoptera; Vespidae
Gene: MBD-like
Product: methyl-CpG-binding domain protein 2
Exons: 5
Coding region: 151-822 (223 amino acids)
Source: RefSeq, a predicted model, not a curated record
AAGCGACAGUGCUGCCACGCGUCGGAGCGUUUAACCAACGCUCACCGGUGAAUUACGACAUGGCCGUUCGUGAAGCGCGUAGGGUUCCUUCUUGAUCCCGUAUUUUAUCUCGAUUAUUUAUUGUUUAGUGUAAUAAAAAUAGUCGGCAAAAUGAACAUGUCCGUGGAGAAAAAGAAAUAUCCUUCGGCGUUACCGACCAAUUGGUCAACGAGGGAGGAAACGGCUAGAAAAAGUCAAAAUCAAUUGACGUCUACGGGAAAGGUUGACGUUUAUUAUUACAGCCGUGGUGUAAGGAACGACGCAUCGUUGGUACCGCCUAUAAGGCAAACUGCUUCCAUAUUUAAACAACCGGUUACUAUAUACAAAACACAAGAGGGAAAAGUAAAGGAUUUAAAGCAUGGUAAUCAAGAGAAACCAAAACAGGAAGGAGCCGAUAAAGCUGAUGGCAAAUACGGCUCCCAAGAUAAGCCUAAGCAGCUAUUUUGGGAGAAACGUUUAGAAGGUCUCAGAGCAUGCGAUCCAGAUGGAUACGAGUUUGACGCAAUGGAUUUACCGAAGUCUCUUAAACCGGUAGGACCGUAUAUAACCGAAGAAACUUUGUUACAAAGCGUAGCCACGGCUCUUCACGUAUCCUCUCAACCUGUUACGGGCCAAACAGGAUCUAAAACGGCACUGGAAAAAAAUCCUGGAGUGUUUCUUAAUCCCGAUCAACCCCUCGUACAGGCUGUUUCCAUAGCGGACGAAGACAUCAAGCGACAAGAGGAUCGUGUAGCACUAGCGAGAAAAAAAUUGCAAGAGGCGCUACGAGGGAUGCCUACGUAAAGUCUGUUAGCCAUAUUAUCGAUAAUACAUUCUUUAGUUUUAAGUUCGUUUUAAUUUAUAUCACGCAUCAGUUUUUAUAAUAAAUGUUUUAUAAAAAAAAAAAAAGAGAGAGAGAGAGAGAAAGAAAGAAAGAAAGAAAGAAAAAAAAAGAAAAAAGAAAAAAAGAAAAGAAAAACUAAGAAAGAUCGAAAAGAAAAGGGGCGGAGAUCGAGGCGAAACGUUUCUUAUGUGUUAAUUUAGUCUUAAGUCGAUGCCUUUCGGACGAACGCUUUAUCUCGACGGAAAAACCACGAUUUGUAAUCUAUUACGUUAACAUUCUGAUUAAUGCGUCCUUACUUUCGUUAACUGGUCGCUAUCGCAACAUUUAAUAUUCCAUCCAGCAACUUUCUCGUCUGGCAUUACCAGGCAACGCAACGUAAUGUCUCGCAAAUACGAGACGCAACAUUCGAAGAAAGAUGCACACGCAAUCGGAUUCUAGGUCAUUAAACUUCCUUCAGCUGAGUUGCACGAAAGAAAGAUCAAAUUAAUCAGAUUGAAAUCGUUCAUGUUGGAAAGCGCUAAGGACAACCACUCGUAAUCCGAUAUUGUCGUAAACGAUCGAGCGUGUAGUAGGAAAUUCGAUCUUGUUCUGGUACAAGCCAAGAAAAAGAAAGAAGAUAUAAGGGAGAUUGAAGGAAAUAAAGCGAAAGGAAGGAGAAGAGGUAGACGCUAUUGCUGAGAGGUAGACAACAGCGUUUAAAAUCGAUCAAACUACUCUAAAUAUUUCAAGACUAAACGCGAUAGAAAUGAAACGAUUCGUUGGAGAACGCUUUAGAUGCGAGCAAGAAAAACUCGACUUGCAGUAAUCGGAAAUAAAACGUAGACUCUUGUCAAAGUCUCGUCGCGAUUACGUAUAUAAUUAGAGCGAAGGAAAAGAUGGAACAUGAGAAAGAACGAAAUGGGGUGUGGAAGAGAACGGCAUAUUUAUUAUUACGUUGUAGGACUUGGCUCUUUAGCAACGACUCGAUCUUUCUUCGCAAUUCUCGUCGAGUGACGCAAACGAGAGAGAAAGAGAAGACGAGAAGGGCGAUCUCAUACACAAAGAGAGAGAGAGAGAGAAAGAAAGUGUACCUAGAGUGAAAUCGUCGGUACUCGACGAUCAGGGCGAACGAGCCCGGGUCAAUAAAGCUCUUUUUUUCUUGCGAACGACGUUACGCUCGAACAACGACGGGUAAGAAGGUCUCACGGCUAGACGGAGACAGAAGAGAAGCGCGAAAAGAAGAGAACGACUUUUUUCGAAUCGUUUCAAAAAAAGAAAAAAAAAACUAUUUCGCGUACGUAGGGAAGACGAAUAAGAAUAAGAGAAGAAGAGUGAACUCGCGUUGUUGUGCCUUAGCAAGAGAGGAUAAAAUGAAAAAGAGAGUGGGAGAAGGAGAGACUCGUGCCAUCGUCUGGGAACGGGUAGACGAGGUGCCUUCGUUCGGAGCUCAACUCGUCAACAAAAGAAAUACCCGAGGCCCCCAGGUAUAUAAUAGGUAUAUAGUACGUACAAUGGCGUAUCGCCAGCUUUUCAGGUAAGCCAGAACGAACAGCCAGGUAAGCCAGGUGGUAACCUUCUUUUUUUCCUCUCUCUCCCUCUUCGUACUCUUCGAGGCCCUCAACCUCGUCGUCCUUUUCUCACCAUCAUCGUCCAACAGCUGUUUCCCCGUGCUGUUUCGCCAAAAGGCUCGCCCUUUUUCCUCCUCGACGUCGCGAUCGAACCAGAUCGUUCCUUACCCUCGGCCUGCACCAUUUUUAAAUCUUUGCGACUCGUUCCAUUUCUUCCCCAUUUCAAUCUACCUUCUUACGUGUGUGCGUCUAUGCGAGCACGUACAAAUAUUAAAGUCGAAAGAAGGACGAGUAAAUUGUAGCUCUAUUGGCUCUAUAAUGGCGGAAAACCCGCAUCGUAGCGACGUACGCGACACCCUACGGUCCGACGCGAUUCGUUCUCAUUCCACUACCCCUAGCUUUCUCCUUGCUAGGAUCGAAUGGAUUAGCUCGAGGCUGAUGAGCACGAGAAAAGACGUCGGGGUGCCCAAUUUCGAGGAACAUCGUGUUUUUCUCGAUAGCGAUACUCGGUACAAAUGGUUCGUUAGCCGGAAUUGAUUUAUUGUUCUUUCUUAAGGAAGACAAAUAUUCCGACGUAGGCUUAAUCAAGUAUAGGAAAUAGCGGAAGAAAAAAGAAAAUGAUUAAAUGAUCGAAAUUCUGAGCCCGAUUAGACGCAACUUUGUAACUUUUUUCGCUUCUCCCUUGUUUUUUUUCCUCCGGAAAGAGGAAACGAAGUUAAUGGAGAAUAUAAUCCGUCUCGUGCGAUACUCGCAUAUAAAUAGAGCGAACUGUAGAACGAAGCGUUAUCGAUCUUUCGAGCAGGCGUUCGACCGACGGAAGUCGAACGAGCUGACCGAGUUGACCAGCGGGUACAUAGGCGUUCGCCUCGAAGUCUCGAGCCGACCGGAAGCGAGCACGAUUUUU